AUACCCUAAUUAUUUCCAGGGGAGAAAUUAUUUCUGGGGUAGCAGCAUGACCCUUCCAGGCCUUUCCUAUUAUGUGCUUCUCUUGGGAACCAUCUUCUUCUAUUCAGUUUUCUUGCAGCGGGAUGCUUCCAAUUGUGAGAAACCAGCCUGGGCAAAUGUUGCUUUUGAUACAACAAAACAGGAAGCAGAGAAUUUGAUGACAGCGCCAUCUCACAGUCUUUACUCAGCCGGUCAAAUAUGCCAUAGUAUUUUUGGCCUAGCCUUUUCCAAAAGGUGCCUAGAGAAGUUGUAUGCUAAUGUUACAGUGCUACUCGUUACAAUUAUUGGUUUGUUUAUACUCUGCCUUUUACUGAAACACAUUAAAAACAUCAAGCCCAGUCAGGACAUGACCGAGAUAGUACCUGCUUCAGAACCAAAUAACGAAUCGACCCAGAACAAUCAAGAAAUGCUUGAACAGUUGUUGAAAAACACCCACAAGAUCAACAAAUACAUGAAGUUGUAUGCUAUAGGACAUUACAAGAAAGAAAUGAAAUCUAAAUUAAGCAGAAAAAGAAAGAACUAUGAAACAGAGAAUGACCGUUUCCUCCCAAUGUGUUUCUGCCAUGAUUCCUGUCAAGACAGUGCAUGAACCUCAAGCCCAGAAAGCUUCCCUCUUCCCAUGUUUCAACAUCCUUCAUGUUACAAGCUGUUCUGUAAAUGACACCAUAAGUGACCAAAGCCUCAAUGUUGAGCUCAACAUAGGUUGAGAUGAAUAUUAAAAUUGUGCUUGGUAGCCUGCA
This is a messenger RNA of Anolis carolinensis (green anole), 779 nucleotides long. RefSeq lists its product as uncharacterized. The record is from RefSeq and is a predicted model, not a curated record. The transcript is spliced from 2 exons. Lineage: Eukaryota; Metazoa; Chordata; Lepidosauria; Squamata; Anolidae. Bases 47 to 628 code for a protein of 193 amino acids.